ACUUCAACUACACAAACGACAGAAACACCAGCCACAACAACGGAAACAGAAGCAAUAACUACGAUAGCGACAGAAACAAUAGAAUCAGAAACACCAGUCACGACAACAGAAACACAAGUCACGACAACAGAAACACAAGUCACGACAACAGAAACACUAACAUCAUGUUCAACGUCAUCACCAACGUUUCCAAUUUCGACUGAUGGUGCAUGCGGGCCUAAAAAUGGAAAUGCUGUAUGUCCUAAUGAUGAUUGUUGUUCAGUAAAUGGAUUUUGUGGAUCAACAAAAGAUCAUUGCGGAACAGGUUGCCAACAAGAUUUUGGAUUUUGUGGUAUAAUUAAUGAUGGUUUAGAAAUAAUUACUACUUGUUCCAACAAAAAUACUAUUGCUAUUACUUUUGAUGAUGGUCCAAGACAGAUAACUUCUAGACUUCUUGAUGAGCUUGCUGGUCGAGAAGCAAAAGCAACAUUCUUUAUUAAUGGUCAUGCAGAACCAGGAUCUUGCAUUUAUGAUUUCGCCGAUAUAAUUCAACGUGCUCAUACCGAAGGUCAUUUAUUAGGUUCACAUACUUGGUCACAUCCUCAUUUAGCUCAAGUAAAUGAAUCAGAAAUUGUUUAUCAAUUAGAUCAAUUAGAAACGGCAUUUAAUAAAAUUCUUGGUACCACACCAAAAUAUUUCAGACCUCCAUUUGGUGAAGGAUUGAAUGAUCCUACACUUCGUAAGGAAUUAAUAAAAAGGGGUUAUAAAGUAGCAUUAUGGGAUAUUGAUACUCGAGAUUUUGAUGAGGAUUUUAAAACAUCAAAAGAACUAUUUUUACAACAAUUUAAUGCAUCAGAAAAAGGUACACCACAUAUUGUUUUAAAUCAUGACAGAGUAGUAACUACAAGUGAAUUAUUGGGUCUGUUUGAAGUAGAAUAUUCUAUUUCUCAAGGAUAUCAAGUACAAACAGUAGCUGAUUGUACAGGUGAUAUUAAUCCCGAAGAUUGGUAUAAUGGACCAGUAAUAUUUGGAACUAGAGAUGAUACAUGGAAAUGUACUUCGGAUGAUAUGCAUUUACAAAUUCCCAGUUUAGAAUCUUAA
Dentiscutata erythropus is the source of this 1080-nucleotide messenger RNA. The record is from the annotation of a GenBank genome assembly. NCBI's taxonomy places the organism in Eukaryota, Fungi, Glomeromycota, Glomeromycetes, Diversisporales, Gigasporaceae.